Molecule: messenger RNA, 3997 nt
Organism: Pseudoliparis swirei
Lineage: Eukaryota; Metazoa; Chordata; Actinopteri; Perciformes; Liparidae
Gene: bcam
Product: basal cell adhesion molecule (Lutheran blood group)
Exons: 17
Coding region: 121-1974 (617 amino acids)
Cellular component (GO): plasma membrane
Source: RefSeq, a predicted model, not a curated record
AGUCCAGAAAGCUGUGGAGCAUUGAACGAAGGAAGAAGAGUCGCUGCUGCUGAUUUUCUACACUCUACAACCCAAAACAAAGUGAUAUACUUUCCCUUUGAAAAAGUUAGAAAAGCCGCCAUGGACGGGACAACGCUCGGACGCACGUCGCUCUUGUGCACCUUGCUGCUCUGGGCAUUUCAAGUUUGCGGUGGAGCUGUGACGGUGAGCGUGACUCCGAAAGUGGAGGUGCUGAAAGGAGGGACUGCCAAGCUGCCCUGCACAUACACCGUCUCACCACCAACACCCAGCAACACUGUCGUGGAGUGGUACAUUGAGGAGGGUGGAACCAGGACGCGCGUGGCUUUCUCCCAGGGUGGCGUGGGAAAAAGCGAUGAAGGCACCCUUCUGACUGGGCGGGUCACUAUCGGGGAGGACUUCUCCUUGACCAUCUCCUCUGUUCAACCCGCCGACGAGCUCGUCUUCUUCUGCCAGGUCACCGCUGGCCCCAAUGGGGUUGGAGAUGCCUCCACGAUGCUCAAAGUCUUCUUUGCUCCCGAGAAGCCAGAACUCAAAAAGCCGUCGAGUCAGGCCAUUUCUGUGGGAGAGGAGACCAGCUCCGAGAUCGGUACCUGCGUGACAAUGAACGGACAUCCCCAGCCAAGAAUCAUCUGGUUCAAAGAUGACCAGCCCCUCCCUGAGGUCAAGGACAGGAAAGAGAAGACCAACAUGAUCUCCUCCGUGGUGAAGGAGGCCUCUGGUCUGUCCACUGUCAAGAGCACCCUGUACAUGCAGCUCAAAAAGGCGGACAAGGACUCUGUGUUUCAGUGCACCGUGGAGUACAGCAUGCCAGGAGACCAGAUCAAAGAGAAGAAGUCUGACCCCAUCACCCUCAACCUCAACUAUCCCUCCGAGAAAGCGACCUUUUCCCUUCUCAACACCGAUCCAAUCAAAGAGGGCGACGCCGUCACCAUGAAGUGUGAGACCGAUGGAAACCCUCAGCCGGAGUUUGACUUCACGAAAGACGGAAAGGCCAUCUCUGGUCAGGGUGGUAUCCUGUUGCUGAAAUCUAUCAAGCGCACAGAAUAUGGUGUGUACAAGUGCACAGCCACAGAUUUCGAUAACCUGGACGCUGACCUGAGUGGAAUCAUCAACCUCUCUGUCAACUACAUCGACCCGGUGAGUGUGACCCCUGCCGGGCCUCAAGUCGUCAUGCUGGGGGACAACGUGGAGUGGCAGUGCAAGACCAAGGCCUCCGCCACGCACACCGUUCAAUGGAAAAAGGGCUCUGAGAUGCUCUCACAGGACGGCAUGCUGUCAAUAAAGGAGGUUUCCUACGAUAAAGCUGGAGAGUACAUGUGUGUUGGAGCUGUGCCAUCUGUGCCAGGACUGACUGCUCAGGCUGGUGUCAACCUCACUGUCAAAGGAAAGCCGAUGAUCGAGACCCCCGCCGUUGGAGAGGUGGGGAUGGAAGGAGACACGGUGACUCUGAAGUGCUCGGUCUACGGCUUCCCUGCCCCUCAGUUCACCUGGAAGCCAUCAGGGAAAGAGUCGGUAUCAGUGAGUGGUAACAAGGUGGUGAGCGCCCUGACCCUGAAGGCCACGGCCGAGGUCAUGAAGGACGGGGUGACCUGCGAGGUCAACAACGAGUACGGAACAGAUAGCAAGACCCUCCCGGUGUCUCUCAAGAGAGCAAUUGAAAACUCGGCCGACAGAGUGCUGCUCUCUGGAAACCCUGUGCUUAAGUCAGCUGACAUGCAGCAGGGAGGCUCCAGCGCCGUGGUGGUAGCCGUGGUGGUGUGUGUUCUGCUGCUCCUGCUGAUGGUGGCUCUCAUCUACUUCCUGAACAAGAAGAGCAUGCUGCCCUGCAGCAAGAAGGACAAGAAGGAAGUGGCCAGCGGAGUGGUGAACAAUGACAUCGUGGUGGAGAUGAAGACAGACAAGACCAACGAAGAGGCCGGUCUCCUCAACAAGAGACCCUCCCCGGAAAAGUGAUUAAACGAGACGAUGAAGGUGACCGACAGAGGGACGAAGGGAAGGAGGAGGACAGUUAUGAAGACAACAGGGCUACUUUGUAUUCACUAACCAAGAGUGCGGGGGACACGAGGAGUAAUAUGGACAUUGGUUUGUUUUGGGGACCUUGGGAGGCACAGGUUAUGCUUGUUUUAUAACCUGGAGUACACCUUUUUGGAUGGAGUAUCUUCUUCUUUUUCCUUUAAGAGACUCCGUCCAUAUUUACUACGACAGGUUUAAAACCAUACUUGUGCAAAAUCACAAUGUGACAUCACUGGAUGACAUGAUUAUCGCCGCUUCCUUUUGAUUCUUCCUCGCCAAAUCACAUCUUCGGUCGACUCCUCUGCAGAAUAGAGCUGAACAGCGAGGCGCGGCGGACACAAUCCAAACUCAGUGGCCUCGUCUUUCUUAUCCGGCGAAACACGAAAUGCGAUGAAGCCACCGUGUUGUUCUGGAGUGUGCGUCUGCCUGCACAACUCGACGUCUAUUCUGCCCUGGAGUCUGCACUUAAAUUCACUGUUCGCUCUCUGCUGGGUACAUUGGGGGGGGAAAAAAAUGAUCACACUGCCAUUCUGCUUUUAUUCACCGCAAUAACAAGUGAUGAUUUACGCUCACGACAAUAAAUCCCUCAGCCCACUGUUUGGCACGCGCAGCUGUAACAUUUCCCCUCAAAGAAGCGUUGUGUUAUGGCGUUAGUGCCGUUUGUUUCAUUGCCUUUUUGCCACUUGUGAAUGUUUGUGUGUGUGUGUGUGUGUGUGUCCCCUCCCCCAUACACCCCUAAUUAGCUUUUCCGUAGAAGCAGCUCAAGCAUUAAAUAUCGUCAAUCGUUUCUCUUGAAUAGCUUGCCUUUUUUUUCUUCAAAUUCAGCUGCAAUGCCACCAAAUAAGCAAGCGAUUACGUUGUACAAAUUUGUUCUUGCCAUUUCCAGCAUACUUGUAUAUUGUGUCUGUACGUCUAUUGUUCACUUUGCUCUCCGUUUUUUUCUCUGUAAAUUAAAAUACUGCUUUGGCCCUGUCUAUUAAGCAGGCGGCGUAUUGUGCAUGAUGUGGAGGUCAACGUGUGUCUGUGGUUACUAAGCUGCUGGCCCGGGACGGUAAUUGCCACCAUUUCCGCUCCGAAAAACCCCCGAUUAUCAUCAGCUUCACUGUAAAAUUUGAGGAUUUUGGCGAAAUGGUUGGCAAUCUCUAACUGCGGCCUGCUGUGUUGUCGUUUUGUUUCCCGUGACAACUAAAAAGGCAACGAUUCACCUGCUGGUAGAAACCACUGGCUCCGGUUCAUUCUAGUUAGUUACAGGCAGGGGAGGGGUGGGAGGGACCGGGGUUGUUGCUGGAGUAUGUGAGGUAACUUUUAUGUUUACCAAAUGAAAGAGGUUUUUUGAGUAUCACAGCAGGAGUGUUUCUAUGUGUAGGUAUGCGAUAAUUGCAUUUCUGUUCCUCCCCAACACUGUCGGCAGGUCAGAGAGGUUUUUAGAACUGGUUGACGUGCCAUUUUACUUUGUUGUACACUGGAGCCAAUGGCCUCGACGUUUUUAAAAGAACGUCACCUCAAACUGUCCGCGCCCACAGGGCUCAUUUUAUUUUGUAAUGUCUGUCUACUGAUCUCGCCAUAUUGACUGUUAGCAAACCUGUGGAGGCAGGCGAAGAUAGAGGCGUGAACUUGGAGCAUGUUUCUUUUUUAUUUGUAAUGUUUUAUAUAAAAGAAAUGUGGUAUAACAGUUGUUUUGGUUUUUUUAGAAAGGGGGAUUCUUUAUUUUGGAACUACUGAGUUUUCUUUUUUUCCCAUGCUUUUCCACUCGCUCUGAGAGAAGAGAGAAAUGUUGUUUUUUUAUCUAGGAGGAUUCUUUUUUUAGUAGCUAUUCUCAGUGCUUUACUUCUCUCUGUACUGUAUACUGUAUAUUUUGUGGUACGCUGUUGUGACCUCUGUGGUGUGUUGAUGUAUCUUUUUAUUUGGUUCCAGCUGUGUAGAAAUUAUAAAGAAACAAAACUCAAGAAAAAGGAUCACAACA